Molecule: messenger RNA, 1245 nt
Organism: Prosopis cineraria
Lineage: Eukaryota; Viridiplantae; Streptophyta; Magnoliopsida; Fabales; Fabaceae
Product: protein ALP1-like
Exons: 5
Coding region: 1-1245 (414 amino acids)
Source: RefSeq, a predicted model, not a curated record
AUGCGCAAUCCUAUUAAGGGCCUGUUUGGUUGGAGAAGCUCGCUGGCUUUCUUUUUCUUCCACAAGCUCGGUCUGUCUCGUCCUCCAGGUCUUUUUCUCGGUCUGUCGGAGCUCUCGGUCUGUCGAAGCUCUCGCCGUUCUUCUGGUCUGCCGUGCUCGAAGCCCCGUCGUGCGUCGUCCCAUCAGGUCGUCCUCUUUGAAGCUCUCACCAUGCAUUCCCAGAUGAGCAAGAAAUUUGAAAAUCUUUUACUGGUGCAACAUUGGUUUGAAUUGCGUCGAAGAACACCAGCUCUUCUUGCUUGUGUCCUUGUAAAAGCAUGUGCAAGUGACAUAUGUUCGAAAAAAAUAAGUUAUAGUUUGAGUGGCAAGAGAGAAAUGUUUAGGCGUUCUGGUGAGACAAUUAGUCGUCAUUUUCAUCAAGUUUUGACAGCUAUCAUUGACUUAGAAGAAAAAUUUCUUGUUCAACCUAAUGGCUCAACCAUCCUUCCUGAAAUUAAAAAAGAUAAGAAAUUCUUCCCAUAUUUUAAGGAUUGUGUUGGUGCUAUUGAUGGAACACAUAUACGAGUCAAGGUGCCUUCUUUAGAUGCUCCUAGAUACCGUGGUAGGAAGGAAUUUCCGACACAGAACGUCUUAGCAACAUGUACCUUUGAUCUAAAGUUCACUUAUGUGCUCCCUGGAUGGGAAGGUACUGCAUCUGACUCAAGAAUCAUUAAAAAUGCAUUAACACGAGAAGAUAAGCUUAUAAUUCCUGAAGGUAAAUAUUACCUUGUCGAUGCUGGAUUCAUGUUAACAAGAGGACUUGUAACACCUUACCGAGGAGUCCGUUAUCAUUUGAAAGAAUAUUCAAAACGGAAUCCCCCCCUAAAUUAUAGAGAGUUAUUUAACCUUCGACAUGCAAAAUUACGCAAUGCCAUUGAACGUGCUUUUGGUGUUUUGAAAAAAAGAUUUUCCAUUCUAUCCAAUGCAACUGAACCUACAUAUGGAAUUAAAGCACAAAACAUGAUAAUAUAUGUAUGUUGCAUUCUUCAUAACUUCCUUGUGAGUAUGGACCCUAUUAAAGAUCUUUUAGAGGAAGUUGAUGCUGUUCUUACAAGAGAAAACCAUUCAAAUGAUAAUAACCGUGCUCAAAGAGGGGACAAUAAUGAGGCUGCUCGAGGUGAACUUCUUAGAGAAAAUAUAGCCAAUCAGAUGUGGGCAGAUUAUCAGGAACAUCUGGCUACUCUUGAGAAUGAACUUAAUGAUUGA